This is a messenger RNA of Pomacea canaliculata, 1981 nucleotides long. Its product is annotated as protein lin-37 homolog. NCBI's taxonomy places the organism in Eukaryota, Metazoa, Mollusca, Gastropoda, Architaenioglossa, Ampullariidae. Bases 123 to 839 code for a protein of 238 amino acids. Gene Ontology annotation, biological process: negative regulation of transcription by RNA polymerase II. The record is from RefSeq and is a predicted model, not a curated record. Gene Ontology annotation, cellular component: Myb complex; transcription repressor complex. The transcript is spliced from 8 exons.
UCCUAUCCUCAUUUUUGCGAAUGAGCACCAAUCAAAAGUGUUCGACAAUGAAUUAGUAAUGGCGGCCUACACGAAUGGUGAAGACGAUUUUUUUUACCUCGCUGUUCUCAUAGUCGUCAAAGAUGUCCGGAAAGACAAAACAUGCCGAAGUUGCAACUGCCAGAAGCCGAUUAGGUGCGACUCUUCAACAUCUUGUUGAGAAAAAAGAUGAUGGUGUGACAGCAAGUGAUGGAGAAGACAACAGUUUGCUGGCAGACAUUGGCAGUUCCCUAUCUCCAGUGCAGUCUCCAAGAAAACUAGCUAAAAGCAGGAAAAGAAAACGAAAAGAUGAAGCCACAGAAUACAACCCUGGUUCUCAGCAUCAGACAUAUAUUAUGAAGCUGUUUGACAGAAGUGUAGACCUUGCACAAUUUGAUGAAGACUCACCACUUUAUCCUAUCUGCCGGGCCUGGAUUCGUAACCAGCCUGGCACUCAAGGCCUCACGAUGGGACAGCGCACACCUUCUCCUGACCCCGAGGUGUCUUCCUCUCAAGACGAUGAAGUUAUGGACAACUUUCCAAACGUUUAUCAGAUGCCCCCACCCAUCAAACAGGAGUUUACAGGACAACACACAAGCUUGAGAAUACCUGCAUCACUUCCAAAACCUUCAGAAAUUUUAGACAUUCAUAGAGACCCAGAAUGUGCACCUCCUCCGGAACAGCUGCUUCUUGAUCACAUGUCGCGUUGGAAACAGAUUAGGAAUACGUGGCGUGAAGCUAGUAUGCAGAAUGAAAUGCGGUAUACAGAAAGCAUGGCUGUCCUUAAAGUCAUGUAUGAGAGGAAUAUGAAGGAUGGCUAGGAAAAUCAUUUGCAAUCUACUCUUCAAAAACCUUCCUUCUUGUUCUAUGGGGCUGUUUAGCCACACCACUCUAUAGUUCUUUUGGAGGUAUGUGGGGCUGUUAUUAGUUGAAAGCAAACCCUUUAUGACCACACUGCCUUUGUUAUUCCUUGUGGUUUUGCAUGGUACAGCUGAGAGUGGUCUUGAACUUACUGUGCAUCUGUAGAAGACAGGCAUGAUUUGGAAGUUCAUUUAAUGUCAUGCAAGAGAGCUUUGUGAUAGAGCUGUCACCCAAAAAGUAAAAUUUUUACUGUAAAUUCUUCUUACCAGAUGACCUGACCAUAGGACUUCAAAGGGCUACAACUGCUCUUUAACCAAAUGAAGUAUUUACCCCAGGGCAGUAGGGGAGAGCAGUUCUGUAUGCUCUUCCCCAAACCUCAGAAUUAAAAAAAAACCCCAACCUUCCAUGUAGGUCCAGCAGUUUUUUUUUGUCAAACCCCAUGGUGAAAGUAGGGAAGGCUGGUAGAGGGCAUUCACGUCAGGUCAUCUGGUAUCAAAGAAAGACAAUUUACAAUUAAAAAAGGUUUCUUUUCUGCUGUCAGAAGAAUAGUUCCUACACUGUAAUCCUUGAAAGUAUCUGUAUAAGAGGGAGACAGCUGUGGUUCAUGUAAGUGUACCCUCAAAAACAAAGUGAAAAGACUGCUGAACCCAUGUGGGAAGGUAUACAUAAAUAUAUAUUUUUAGUAGUCCCAAGCAGCAAUGGGAUUAGUGGGGAGAGCACUCUAGCUAGAGGGACUGCUACAACCCCCCUCCCCCAAACACUGCCCAGGGGGAAAUCAUUUAUUUCCAGUUUUAGCCCUUAAGGUCCUAUGGUCAAGUUGUAAAGUUAAAGAAAUGAUGUAUAUCAUUGUAUCCAUACAAAUGUAAAAAUAUGGCCAUAGUCACUUUGUUCUAUUGUUUGGCAAGCUUUUAGCACAGAUCAGGUCAUUCAGAACAGUAGAUUAAAUUAUUCCUAGAGAUUAUGAGUUUGGAAUGGACUGCACAAGGAUCAUAUAUUAACUAUUUCGAUGGCUUUUUUUCUGUGGAACACAUUAACAUGGAUAGGAUUUCUUACAAGAAUAAAUUCUGUAAAAAAAAUCAACUACUGAACAAAAAUGAAAGAA